Molecule: messenger RNA, 3260 nt
Organism: Centropristis striata (black sea bass)
Lineage: Eukaryota; Metazoa; Chordata; Actinopteri; Perciformes; Serranidae
Gene: smoc1
Product: SPARC related modular calcium binding 1
Exons: 15
Coding region: 322-1857 (511 amino acids)
Biological process (GO): extracellular matrix organization
Cellular component (GO): basement membrane
Molecular function (GO): calcium ion binding; heparin binding; extracellular matrix binding
Source: RefSeq, a predicted model, not a curated record
GAUACGAGCGCGACUCAACCUGUGGAAGCCCGCGAUGAACAGCUGAUCCUCCCGCAGUGGAUAAAACCGAUCAACGUGGUCAACGCCGAGUCAUGAUUUCUCAUCCCACGCGCGGCACUAUGUGAAUAGUUAUUGGAGAAGUAGACAAAAGGAAAAUAACUAAAGGAAAGUAGAUUGGAGAGAGUGAAGGAGCGUGUCUCUCUUUUUUUAUUUUUUUGUAUUUUCUUAUUUUUGGGACCUGUUGAUCAUCAUCAGUGUGACAGCCGGACACACAGAGACUACCUGCCGCUCCCUGCUCUGCUCUGCGCUCACCGACCAUCAAUGAUGUUAUUGUCAAGAUUGCUUCUUGUCACCUUUUCUCACUUUUUGGCGUCUUUGUUUCCCUGUUAUCUGCCUCAAGUCUCCGCACAGAAGCCUGGUUCCCGGUGGCUGAUUGGAGACAGAGACAAUCACUGUGGGGUCAUCUGCUCACGGACGCAGGGGAAGCCGGUGUGCGGCUCGGACGGGCGGAGCUAUGAGACCGGCUGUGAGCUGCAGAGGGCGCGCUGCAAAGACAAAACACUGACACUGGCACACCGCGGCCGCUGUCGAGGUAAAAACUGGGUGAAAAUCGAUCAGUUGCCGGUGGCUCCAGCACCAACUUCUACAUCUGAGGCGAGAGACCUGGAGCUCAAAGAUGCAGGUCAGUCCAAGUGUCGCGUUGAGAGGAACCAGGCUUUGGAACAAGCCAGGAGGCCUCAGGAGUCCAUGUUUAUCCCAGAAUGCAACGAGGAUGGAACAUUUGCUCAGGUCCAGUGCCAUACUCUGACAGGUUACUGCUGGUGUGUCACCAGUGACGGCAAGCCAGUGAGUGGUUCCUCUGUGCACAACAGGACCCCGGUGUGUUCAGGAAACUUCCGUGAAUUUAUGGGAACUCAUGCUGGGACAAGUGGAUUGUCAGGGUCAGUAACCGAUAGACCACCUGGGCCACCGAACUCUGGUAGAAAAGUCUCUUUCCGUUUCUUUCUCACUCUCAACCCAGACGAUGGCUCCAAGCCCACACCCACCAUGGAGACACAUGUCCCUCCUGAGGGUGAUGAGAUAACUGCUCCAACGCUGUGGAUAAAACAUCUGGUUUAUAAGGAGAAUAAGCAGAACAGCUCCACUUCCAGGAAGCAAGAGAAAGUUCCCUCUUGUGACCAGGAGCGACAGAGCGCACUGGACGAGGCUCGGCAGAAUCCUCGCGAGGCCAUUUUCAUCCCUGACUGUGGGCCUGGAGGCCUUUACAAACCAGUCCAGUGCCACCAGUCCACAGGCUACUGCUGGUGUGUUCUGGUGGACACAGGACGGCCCAUUCCUGGAACAUCCACCAGGUACCAGACGCCGGAGUGUGACGGCGCUGCACGAUCUCGUGUCUCAGACACUGAAGACCCCUUCCAAGGCAGAGAACUGAUAGGCUGCCCGGAGGGGAAGAAAGUGGAAUUCAUUACAAGCUUGUUAGAUGCCCUCACCACAGACAUGGUGCAAGCCAUAAAUUCACCAGCCCCCUCUGGUGGUGGGAGGUUUGUUGAGCCUGAUCCCAGUCACACUUUAGAGGAGAGGGUGGUGCACUGGUACUUCGCCCAGCUGGAUAACAACGGCAGCCAUGACAUCAACAAGAAGGAGCUCAAGCCGUUUAAGAGGUACCUGAAGAAGAAAGCCAAACCCAAGAAAUGCGCCCGCAAGUUCACCGACUACUGUGACCUGAAUAAGGACAGGGCCAUCUCCCUGCAGGAGCUGAAAGGCUGCCUGGGCGUCAGCAAAGAGGGUAGUUCAACGACAAGUGGCAACCAAGGGACAAGGCAAGGGACAAAAUUGUUCAUAGGUCGUCUGGUGUGAGAAGAGAAGGAUCCCGAAGCUGAGACGAGAGCAGAGGGCACAGAGGGAAGGCAUCUGUACGCUUGCUGACAGGAAAGAGAAAGAUGGAGCAGAAAAAUUACCAAGUUCCUGAGUUUCAAAAAAGUGAACAGAAGAACAAGAAAACGAAGCGGCGCCAAAAUAUUUGCACUUUCUCCUCCCUAUGUUUGACAUUUUAUCUGUUUGUACGUGUGUUUUAUUUUCUCUUGAAGUGACUGAAAAAGGUCUAGGUAAGAAUGAGAAUAUAUUUGUAAAAAGAUGACAGGCUCACCACUGGAAGAUGUGUAUGUUACCACAUUUCCCCUUGUGUUUUAGUCUGCUGUUGUGAUUCAUUCUGUCCUCACAUAACAGGAAGAGGCACUAACACACAUUUUGUGGCUAAUAAAUUAAACUUACAUUUCCCCUGUUAUAUAUAGGAGCACACAGGCCAGUGGUUUCUCCCUAAACAGGAGCUUACAGUGAGCCACAUUCAGCCCAAAUGAUGUUCGAUACUAAAAAGGAGGACCUAUGGCAAUGUAGACCAAUUUAAACGAAUGUGUAAUAUUAUAUGUGAGCAUGCAAUAUUAAAGGAGCAGUCAGCGAUUCUAAUCCUUUUUUUUUUGUCAAAUUCAGCAAAUAUCCCCCUACCACCCGUUAGCUUUCCGUUGUGUGUGUUUUUUUCAAAAUUGCAUACACAGCCUAGCUCGGGAAAUGGGAAAUAAACAAAGUGGUUUGUACCACUUUUCCAGCCAAUCAGCAAUAGCUGGCUUGUGCAUAAGACAAGGGAAAGGGCCUGUAUGUAUAAAGACCAAGGCAGUGGGAGCGAGAGAGACAAUAAAAAAAAAAGAGCACUGUCGGAGGAGUUAAUAUUUCAGCAAUCUCUCUCCACAAUCGCUGACUCCACCUUUAAGUAAACGGCAUGAAUAAGAAUUAAACUGUGACCAUGAAGUCUAAUUUAUCAGCACAGAAUUAGCUGAAUGAAUCCCCUUGCACUGUACAGAGCUUUCUAGAUACAUUAACAUUUUGGCUUAAGAAUCAGAUCUUCGUGGAGAAUGUCUGAGAUGUGUUAUGUCUGGUUUUUGUUUGGCACAUACCAGUGUUGGGGAAAGCUAGCUGCAAGUAAGUACUUACUUGCUUACCACACAGUUACUUAAAGGUGUACUUUUUGUGCAACCAAAACCAAUGCAAGAACAUUAUGUUGUAUGUAGUUUGUAGUUCGGUCAUUAGCAUGUUGUCUGCACAGGAAGCCUUGAUGUUUUCAAUGUUUUUCUACUUUCGUAUAAAGUUUGUGCUAACAAAUUAAAAUAAUUAUAGUUCAGUAAAAAAAAAAAAACACUUCAAAGAGCGAAUAGAAACAGAUUGUGAGAACUGAAAAUGUGUAGCUGUCAGUAAUAACAAAAGGUAAU